UUCUUAUAGAACUCGUGUUGACAAUACGAUGUUUUAUAGAGAAAGAAUGUAGAUUUCUGCACUUGUCCUUGACGUUAAUUAUACCGUAUGAACACGCAGUAGCUUUCUUGGAGAGUCUCAACGUACAUAUAUUAUUCAAUGUUGCAUCACAAGUUAUUUUCAGCCACAAUAUAUUGAAACAAAGGAAAGGGAUGAAUUUUGAAUCUGACGAAGAAAUAAGUCGACUAAGAGUUGCAGCGCUUUCAACCAGGCCAUCCAAUAUGCGAAAAAGAAAAGUAACCUUAAUAAAUUCGGGUGACAAACGAAAUAUUUUUGUCAAUACGAGGAAAGUUGUGGUUGGUUCAGCAAGACAGUCAACUGCUCCAAAAGAUGAAGAUAAUUCUAACACACAUUGGCCUUGUGCUAUGAUGGAUAGUAUAGACUUUUACGAACCAAAAAAACAAAAAGUGCAAAGUGAUUGUAGAAUUUUAUCCCUGGGUGGAAAGCAAACAAGUACUGGAAAGGACCAAAGAAUUUUUACUAUAGAUGAAGAAAAGGGAAACAAAGAAAAUGCAAGUUUACUUGAAGUGGAUACAGAUGUUCGAAUUGUUUUAGAUGAGAACAAUGAAAACAGUACAGCUGUUGAUGAUGAAGUCAAUAAACAUAUUGAGGUAAUAGAAAUUGAGGAUGAUGUUGAGUUAGAAAAUGCAUCAGAAAUUAACGGAAGUGAUGAAGUUGUUGAGGUAAUUGGGAAUAAUGAGACUGAGGAAGUGGAAGUUCAAAAAGAAAGUGGGCCUGUAAGGAAAAUAGAGAUAGGAAAUACAGAAAAGAGUGAUGAAAUUGAUGAUGCAGAUACAAAGGAAGACAGUAAUGAAGAGAUGGAUGAUGUUGAAGGCAGAGAGGGUGAAGUAAGAGAAAUAGAAGAGGGAGAAGAUGAAAUUAUAGAUGAUCUUGGAGGAGAAGAAAAAACAGAAAAAACUGAAACAGAAAAGGAGGUGAAAGAAUUUGAAAAAGAUAAAAUUGUCCAUCAAAACGAACAAGAAGGAAAUAAGGAAAAACAAUGUGUUAAAGAAACAGAAAACCCCAAAUCUGAGAGGAAAGAGGAAUCCAAUAACAAAAUUCUAAAGGCUCCAGAGAAAGCAAAUGCUGGAAAGGAACAAAAGAAAUCCCAUGACAAUGGUAGUGAGAGUGACAGCAGUGGAUCGGAAAGUGAUUCUUCUCGCUCUGGUAGUUCAUCAAGUUCUUCAGGAUCUUCAUCAUAUUCCAGUUCAUCAUCUUCAUCCAGAACAUCAAGUGACAGUCGUAGUAGUUCAGACAGUAAUUCAGACAGUGAUGAUCAAAAGACCUCAAAACAUAGUAAACAUAGUUCAAGAAGUUCCAGUCAUUCAAGCUCGUACUCUUACUCAACUGGUGGUUCUGUAGAGAAAAACACAAUGAGGUCAGUGGUGUCACAAAAAAAUAAAGAAAGGCGCAGCCGUUCUCCACGUGAUCUACCUCAUCGAUCACCCCACCAAUCACUGCGUGGUCGACGGUUGCCCCCAGAGCGCAGAUACUCUGAUAGAAAGCGAUCUUAUGACAGAGAUGAUCGGUAUAGAAGAAAUCGUUAUAGAGAUGAUAGAAGAGACGUUAAUCCGAGACAUCUCCAACGUAUAUCCCCCCGAAACCGCUUGGGAAGGCGAUCUAGCUCCCCUUUGUAUCGUCGUCGAAAUCGUAGCAGAGAACGAGAAAGGGACACACGAUUGAGUAAACCACAAGAGCGGCCUCGCGGUAGACGUUCUCGUUCCAAAUCACACGAGAAAAAGAAAGACUUCGCUUCGGAUAAAAAUAAUUUAUCACGUACAGAUGAUGAUUUUGUGGAAAUUGAUGUUAAACAAAAGCCUGGCAGUAGUGAAGGCAAUAAGGAGUCGAUUUUUAAAAAGUCGGAAAGAUUGGGAGAGAAUCGGGAAGUCAACACAAGUGUUGAUACAUCUGGCUUUGACCUUCGAUCAAGAUUGGGUCCGAAGAAGAACGACACGAAACUCAUUAUUACAAGGAAAUCCCAAGUGGAUGCCCGACUGAGGAUUGGACCACGAUCGCGAGGAAUAUCAGAAAACGUGGAACAGAAAAAGAACAAAGAAAAUAGAAGAGAGGUGAUUGAGGAAAAAGAAGAUGAUGAUGAAAAUGAAGAAGAAGAAAAUGGCGACGACGAAGAAGAAACACCAAGAAAAUUUGUUGUAGAAGUCCACAAUGAUAGAGAAGCAGAACUUGAUGCAAAGAUUUUACGAAUUCAAAGAAUGAAUGAAGAAAUCCGAAAACGACAAGAAGAAAUAGAACGCGAGAAAAUGAUGUAUGCUUAGCUUUCCAGGUUCCAACAAAAA
Messenger RNA from Dendronephthya gigantea, 2336 nucleotides. RefSeq names its product lisH domain-containing protein C1711.05-like. The record is from RefSeq and is a predicted model, not a curated record. Bases 192 to 2315 code for a protein of 707 amino acids. The transcript is spliced from 5 exons. NCBI's taxonomy places the organism in Eukaryota, Metazoa, Cnidaria, Anthozoa, Malacalcyonacea, Nephtheidae.